Messenger RNA from Batrachochytrium dendrobatidis JAM81, 1020 nucleotides. RefSeq lists its product as uncharacterized. The coding region runs from base 1 to 1020 and encodes 339 amino acids. The record is from RefSeq and is a predicted model, not a curated record. The transcript is spliced from 3 exons. NCBI's taxonomy places the organism in Eukaryota, Fungi, Chytridiomycota, Chytridiomycetes, Rhizophydiales.
AUGCUUAAAUCAACAAAAAGAGAUUUGGAUACAGAUGACGGUUCUGUCAAAAACCUCUUUUAUGAGACGAGCAUCGCUGAAACAGCCGUUUCUCGCAACAGCAAUGAUAACCAAUAUGCUUUAAUGCGGUAUUCAAUAUGGAAUGGUCAAAAUAAGGCGGAUAUCAACGACUAUGCAAAAUCUUUGGAGAUCCAGAAUACUUUUUCGCACCGCUUUCUUGCACCGCCUGAUUCACAGAUACAAUCAUCUUUUUCAAGCCCCGCCAAUCUCCAUCAAGCAUCUUUAACCAGGCUUAUUGGAAAAGAUUCAUCCAUGAUUGUAGUAAACCGCACACACGUGCCACAACAUGGUUCCAAACCAUUCAGCUCGAUUCAUAUCAAAUAUCUGAAUCUUUCGGGUUGCAGUGAUAUCACGUCCACGACACUUGCCAUGUUUAUUCAAAGGCUGACAGGAUUGGAAGCAUUGGUGGUUGAUAAAGUUUCAGCAGUGAAUUAUUCUGUUCUAAAAAGCAUUCCCAGCACAUUGAUUGGCAUCUGGAUGCGUCAGUGCAGUCAAGUUUGUGAUGACGGUAUUAUAGCACUUGCAAAAAAUGCUUCAAAUCUUCAAGAUGUACAUUGGGCACAAUCCUUUGACAGACUAUUGAUCAGAGCGUUAGAAAUCAGCUGCCGACAACUGCAAAGCGUCAAUGUAUCCAACUGCUAUGCACUCAACAUCACACCAUUACAAUCACUAAUCCGAACUUGUACAGAUCUUUCAUUUCUUUGUAUAUAUGGAUGUGACAAAGUUAUUUACCACUGGAGUGCAAUCAACAAUCCUGCAUACAAUCGCGUCACAGCCAUCAAUAGUAUGGUAUCUGAUCAGCAACAAAGAUCACAUUAUGCUGCUCAAGAACCUUCAACACAUGGCUUGGAAGGGAUGGAUAACAAAAAAGACUAUGAUGAGAGUAAGCAGGGCGUUAUUGCCGAAGGAGAGUAUGGAGUGUUUCAAGGCAGAGCACAGGUGUUACAAUUGACUUGGUAG